AUGGCAGUGAGCUCGAUCAAGAGCUCGAUCGAGCCUGAACAAACGAACUCGAUCGAGCUGGGGACUGAAUGCAAGGAACAAGCUCAAGGAGAUUGGUCUGAGCUCAAGGCACCUAAGGUCGACCUCAAACCUUUGCCUGAGGGCCUCAGGUAUGCAUUUCUGGGUGAAAACUCAACUUACCCUGUCAUUGUGAACUCUGAUUUGGAACCUGAACAGAUUCAUCUAGAGGAUGAAAGUAAGUCUAGCAUUGAACCUCAAAGGAGAUUGAACCCCAAUCUAAAGGAAGUAGUGAAGAAAGAGAUACUCAAGUUGCUUGAUGCUGGGAUAAUCUAUCCCAUCAGUGAUAGCACUUGGAUAUCUCCAGUUCAUUGCGUCCCAAAGAAAGGGGGGAUCACUGUCAUAAAAAUGACAAAGAGGAGCUGA
Microthlaspi erraticum is the source of this 423-nucleotide messenger RNA. NCBI's taxonomy places the organism in Eukaryota, Viridiplantae, Streptophyta, Magnoliopsida, Brassicales, Brassicaceae. The record is from the annotation of a GenBank genome assembly.